Diplodia corticola is the source of this 1926-nucleotide messenger RNA. RefSeq names its product formylmethionine deformylase-like protein. NCBI's taxonomy places the organism in Eukaryota, Fungi, Ascomycota, Dothideomycetes, Botryosphaeriales, Botryosphaeriaceae. Bases 1 to 1926 code for a protein of 641 amino acids. The record is from RefSeq and is a predicted model, not a curated record. The transcript has 2 exons.
AUGACGGCCGUGUCAGACUUCAGCACCAAUGGCCGCCACCGCAAUGGCGAAAUGCUCAGCCCAUUGGAGCGCAUCGACGAAUCCGACUAUGAAUCCGCAUGGGAGAAUUUCCCAUCCCACGACAGACAUUCACCUGUGGAUUUCUCCGAUGCCAACUCGACCUUUUCCUCAGAUGCCGCCACCCUCAGGACUCAAAAAUCCUCAUUCGACCAGCCGAAGCUCCAGCCCGAAAGCAUCAGCGAUGAUGACGUCACAACAGCCGUUCCUACACAAGCCCAAUGGGGCAUUCAUUGGAAGUCUCCGACCUUGAUGCUUUCACUGUUCUUUUUCGGCGUCGGGUGCUGCAUUGGGCAUCAUUUCUUCUACCAAUUCCUUGACGGAAAGCCUGUCGAGUCCUCCAUCACCCAGCAAUGGGCUAUCCGCAUCGGAACUGGCCUUGCCUUCCUUGCGAAAGCUUCCCUGGCAGCAUCUGUCGGUGUGGCCUUCACCCAAAGACUCUGGGUGACUUUGAGAACAAAAGCGUUGUCCCUCCGUGCCAUAGACAACGUCUUUUCUUUGGCAGUAGAUCCUACCUCAUUCUUCAACGGAGAGGCCUUGACACACGCGAAACUCCUGUGCUUGCUGGCCGCCGCUAUGUGGUGCAUUCCAAUCAUUGCCAUCAUCACGCCAGCGACACUGACAGUCCGUCUCGUGACGACAGUCAACACCACGAACACAAACGUGCCUUCGCUGAGCUACGAGAACGCUCGCAACUGGGGUGAAUACCAGGGCGCGCAGCGUUUGAUUGACGCAGCGAUACCAGUGCACCGGAUCCUCGCGGCUACCGCCACCACCGGCGACAUCCUUCGCACCCAGCCUCCUUUCUCAAACUCUUCGUACACAUUGGACUUCUUCGGCCCCUCUCUCAAAUGCUACAACCUGAGUGCCGCCGACCUCGACCCAGAAGACGAAAGCGUCGUAGCCCCGGCCAGGAAGGUGUACGAGUCCGUCAUCGAAGCCAACAUGCAGCGCUCCAACGCACCGUGGGCGGCCCACCACAUCUACCUCGGCGCCACGUCCAACGCCACCAACCUGACCGACACGCUCUUCGUCAACGUCCAGGGGCUGCAGGAGCAAAACAUCACCUGCAACGUCUGGAACACGUCCUACACCGUCCUGUACGACUUCACCGCCUCCCCCGCGCAGCCCCCGACCAUCACCCGCCUCGCCCGCACCAGCCCCAUCCAAAUCGCCCCAAACAACACCCUCCCCUCCUACACCCCCCACGAAAUCGCCUUCUUCGCCUGGACCCGCGCCCUCCACGCCCUCCUCGCCUCCAGCAUCGACCUCUCCUCCGCCUCCCCCUCCACCCUCUCCAACCCCUCCGCCUCCCUCCUCCAAACCAACCUCGCCUCCACCCGCGAAGUCCUCCAACGCCUCAACCAAACGACGUCCGACACCACCACCAGCACCGUCGCCCACACCCUCGAAGACCUCGCCCAAAACUUCACCCUCUCCCUCAGCGCCUCCGCCUGGACCGCCGGCACCGCCCCCACCACCAUCACCACAUUCCGCGCCACCACCGCAUACACCUACCACGCGCUAUACCUCCUCGUCGCGUACGCGGCAGGCGUCGCCGCGGCGCUGGCGGGGUUGUGCGUCGGCGCGGGCGCGUACCUCGCCAACGGCUUCGCGGCGGGCGGCGCGUCGUCGUCGUUCUCGAGCGUGCUGCUGGCGACGCGGAACCAGGACUUGGACAGGCUGGUCGAGGGGCGGUGCUUGCCGGCGCGGGGGGCGCUGCUGGAUGGAGACGGGGAGUUGGGGAGGACGAGGUUGAGGUACGGCGUGUUGGCGGCGAAGGAGAAGAGCGUGGCGGGGCAGGAGCAUGCGGCGUUUGGGUUUGUGGGGACGGUGAAGACGCUGAGGAAGGGGGAUGUGGUGGCGUAG